AUGAACUCAGCGCCACCCCCCAAUAAACGUCGCCGCAUAGACGCAGAGCCUGAACAGGGCAUGCUUCGGAAUCAUUCGAAGCUUUUUUACUCAGACGGGGACACCAUCAUUCAGUGCGAGUCGAUACUGUUUCGCGUUCACAUCAGCCGGCUCGCAGAUCAUGCCCAAUGGUUCAGCAAAUUCUUAACACCCGAACGCGAGCGCAAAGACAAUAUGCUGUUCCUCAGCCUGAAAGCCGGCAGUGACGACAUGGCCGCGUUCCUGACAGCGAUCUACGAUGGACUCCUUCCAGAUCCGGUGCUCACAGUGAACAAUUACAUCUAUUUCUGCAGUGUCCUCAAAACCGCGCACAGGUACGGUGCCGAAUCUAUCAAGAACGCCGUCCUCACGCGCUUUCAAGCGACUUGGCCUGCCAAACUCGAGGACCAUAUGGUGCACGUCCAG
This is a messenger RNA of Heterobasidion irregulare TC 32-1, 444 nucleotides long. RefSeq lists its product as uncharacterized. The annotation marks the transcript as partial. The transcript has 2 exons. Gene Ontology annotation, molecular function: protein binding. The record is from RefSeq and is a predicted model, not a curated record. Lineage: Eukaryota; Fungi; Basidiomycota; Agaricomycetes; Russulales; Bondarzewiaceae.